ACAGAAAUUUCAUCAUCGCAAAUGCACAGGUUGAACACAAGCCAAUCAUAUUCUGCAAUGAUGGCUUCUGUGAGCUUACAGGCUUCUCCAGAGCAGAAGUCAUGCAAAAAUCAAGUGGUUGUGAAUUUUUGCAUGGGACACUUACAACACCGUGGUCAAUACGGCAGGUUAAAGAGGCCUUAAGUGGGUCAGAAGAAAAGCAGAUUGAGAUUCUGUACUAUAAGAAGGAUGGAGAUCUCAACGAAGUGCAUGUUUACACUGAUGAUGGUAGUAGCAGUGAACCUCGAGAUACAGACCCACGAUCCAAGUUUCUAUGCAGCGUUCUGGUGGCGCCCGUUAAGAAUGAAACCGGGGAUGUUAUUAUGCUUAUCCUCAACUAUGAGGACAUAACAGAUGCGCCACUGAGGAGUGAGGUCCCAACAUUAGACACGGACCAGAAGAAUGGAAGGCGAAAUUUUUUUCAAAGACAUAGGUGGCGCUUUAAAUUCCCCCUUCCUGGACGCUCCCCAAGAAGAGCUCAAGAUGACGAGCCCACAGACAUUGAGAACCAACUGGAGGCUGAAAGCGUCCCCUUGAAUCAAAUUUCAGACAGCCGUUCAGACGGACCUCACGGUAACAGAUACCAUUUAACAGGUCUCAGUUUAUCAAAAGACAGCAAUUUAAACGAGAAGAAUGACGGUCUCGGAACCUCAGGGCACAGGCGUGCGGCAUCACUGGAGAUUGUUGAUGCCUCGUCGAAACUUUCUUUAUCCAAACAUGCAAAAAAGGCAGCAACAAUAAGUGCUGGUAGUCUUGAUGACCUUAACCUAGGAAGAUUUCUCGCUGUACCCAGUCAUGUGUUUGACUCUCACCUCAGAGCACGAUCAAAUACAUUUGACGCUUCAACAGGAAAUCACUUAAAAGAGAGCCUCCUAAAUGCUGCGUCAAGCGACUCCGCCCUUGCACAGGUCAAAGCCAAAGCUUUCGCCAACAGUGUCAGUAGUAUCGCCAACGAGGCCAAGAAACACCAUGAGAAAGAAAGCAUUAAAUCAUCAGGAAUUUUCACUACUGGUCUUCACAGUGUCAAGCACAAUAUGUCAGAAAAGGUUGCACAGGUAUUGUCACUUGGUGCAGAUGUGCUACCUGAGUAUAAAUUGCAGUCUCCAAAGGUGCAUCCCUGCACUAUUCUUCAUUACUCGCCAUUCAAGGCCGUAUGGGAUUGGCUGAUUUUAAUCCUUGUGAUAUAUACGGCGAUUUUCACGCCCUACGUUGCUGCCUUCAUGUUGAGCGAAAACAAUCCAGCAAAGAAAGAAAAGGUCACAAGUCCGAAACUUAUGGACCCACUCAAUGUAAUUGAACUUAUGGUGGAUGUGAUGUUUAUUAUUGACAUUUUGAUCAACUUUCGGACUACGUAUGUGAAUAAGAAUGAUGAAGUAGUGAGUCAUCCAGGCAAGAUCGCAGUUCAUUAUUUCAAAGGAUGGUUCCUAAUUGAUGUUGUGGCAGCCAUUCCAUUUGACCUCCUUUUAUUUGGGUCAAACUCGGAUGAGGACUCUAAGACCACGACUCUAAUUGGACUAUUGAAAACUGCCCGUCUCCUGCGUUUGGUGCGUGUGGCAAGAAAACUUGAUCGGUACUCCGAAUACGGUGCUGCAGUUCUGUUAUUGCUCAUGGCAAUAUUUGCGCUCAUAGCCCAUUGGUUGGCGUGUAUAUGGUAUGCCAUUGGGAAUAUGGAGAGGGGUGGACUGAAAGAAAAAAUUGGUUGGCUUGAUGAAUUGGCCAAACAAACUCACCAGUAUUAUACGAAUGAGACAGGAAGUGGACCUUCGAGUAAAUCAAAAUAUAUCACUGCCCUCUAUUUCACAUUCAGCAGUCUUACAAGUGUUGGUUUUGGAAAUGUAUCGCCUAACACAAAUUCGGAGAAAAUUUUCUCAAUAUGUGUGAUGCUUAUAGGAUCUCUCAUGUAUGCCAGUAUCUUCGGUAAUGUCUCUGCCAUCAUCCAGCGGCUGUAUUCUGGCACAGCGCGAUACCACACCCAAAUGCUCAGAAUCAAAGAAUUUAUACGAUUUCACCAAAUUCCAAAUCCUCUCCGGCAGCGGUUAGAAGAAUAUUUUCAGCAUGCCUGGUCUUAUACAAAUGGAAUAGACAUGAAUAUGGUUCUCAAGGGCUUUCCAGAAUGCCUCCAAGCAGACAUAUGCCUCCAUCUUAAUAGGAAUCUACUCAAUAAUUGUCCGGCAUUCAAAGACUCUAGUCCGGGGUGCCUACGAGCUCUGUCCAUGAGGUUCAAGACCACUCACGUCCCCCCUGGGGAUACCCUGGUCCACAGGGGGGACGUUCUGGAUGGUAUAUACUUCAUCUCCAGGGGCUCUAUAGAAAUCCUCAAAGAUGAUAUAGUUAUGGCUAUAUUAGGUAAAGAUGAUGUUUUUGGGGAAGAUGUUUGUGCCCACUCUUUAGCAGGGAAGUCAAGUUGUAAUGUCCGUGCCCUUACUUACUGUGAUCUACACAAAAUAAUGAGAGAAGACAUCUUGGAAAUUCUAGAAAUGUAUCCAGAGUUUGGUCAUACAUUUUCCAAAAAUCUCCAGAUAACCUUUAACCUCAGAGAUGAUGCGCUAGGUUUGUCAUCACCAGAGGACAAUGAUGACCGCAUGAGUUUCUACACCGAGGUGGAUGCGGGCGGAGACCUUCCCAAAGCCACCGACCACCUUAGCCAUCUGAAAAAGAGGCCUUCCACUGUUUCUCAACUAUCUCAGUCCCAUUCACAAUCAAAUCGUCAAUUAACAGGAACCAGGGCUUUGCCUUACCAUGGUCCAAAGCACACGGGGAGAGACCGAGGGCACAAAACUGAGCAGAGUCACAGCCUCACACUCACCAGUGACUUUGACGAUGAUGAAGAUGUCAUGACGAGAGGAAGUGGUGUCGGCAUUCUGGAGUUUUCUCCUGAGAAAGCAGGCAUGGAUGUGACCCCUGCUAAUUUUGAUUUUCAAAAAGAGGAUCACCACAAAAGAAAACAUGGCGCCCACACGGGGCCGCUGAGUUCUAUCACAGGCAAGCUACGUCGCAGUAUCACUGAUUUACGCGCAGGUGGCGGCAAACAUGGCGGCCAUUAUUCUGUGUUCGGUGCUUUGUCCGGGGUCAACAAUCUGAUGCAAGGUGUCACCACUGGCAAGAGUUUCCAAGAUGAGCCAGAGUCUACACCACUGUUGGGCACCACAGAGGCCAGAGAUACUAGAGAGAAUAGUCCACAGAGAGAACAGAGCCCUCAGCAGCCUCCAACAACCUCUAGCUCCAGUGCUGCCUGCAAGUCAACGUCCAGCAUGACCAUACCUGUGUCCAGCCCCUCAAGCCAAUCACAGUUUGACGAUGCCACCCAGGUGCCACGCCCACAGAUUGUCAUUGACCGCUACGCCUCGCGAGAUGACAUGGGCGGGAAUGUGGCCGUUGAGUCGAGACUAGAUGACCUGUCAAGGCAGUUAACCAGGCUAGAGGGAAAGAUGGCAGCGGACAUUUCCAUGAUUCUAGACAUACUAAGGAGCCAGAGUGCUUCAGGGAUUAUCUCUGCUCCCCCUGGUUACCCAGAAUAUAUUACAGACAGUUCCAACACAGGUCAAGGUUCUGACCCUCCUGCCUCUCAAGGUCACCCGGGAUAUCUUACAGACAGUUCCAAAAGUACAGAACAGUCCCAGAAAUCUGGUGCUGGUGAUAUUAAAAGUGCAACUGACUUAGAUUAUACUGUAGAUCAAGGACACUCAAGGAUGCAAACGCACGGAGGUCAAGGUCAUGCAUCUCAAGGUCAUAUAAGUUCUUUGUCUUCAGAUGAGCAUUUAGAUAGUGAUAGUCAUUCAAAUGUUCAAGGUCAAGGUCAGGAUCUACUAGAUAACAGUGCAAUACAAGGGACCAGUGCUCUUAGUGCCGGAAGUUUAGAAAAGAAGCAGACAGGAAGCUCUGACGAAAGCAAAACACCGAUCGAUUUACUGGCAGGUGUUUCAGAGGUAGCAGCACCCCAACCUUACCAGCAUGUGACAGGUUCUUCACCAACAUCUCCAUCAGAUUCUCAAUCAGUCAUCAGUUCAGACAUUCCAACCCCCUUGGGUCAGGAGGACAGUCUAGAGGAAGACAGGGAUGGUACUUUUAAACCCAGGAGACAGAAAUCGACAUAAGGAUUUGUGUGUGUUGUGGAAAUGGCUCCACUGCUCCCAAGAUUGUAAGGUAUACUUGAGGACACAGAGCUCACUUUGGCUAUGGUGUUUAUGUGCCUAUUGGGAGUUGAAGAGCCAGUGGUUUUUACAGGGAUUGGCAUCCAACAUAUUUGAGGCACCAUCAGGAUGGACUUUCAGGGAUGACUGGACCCAGCUUAGUUUGAUUAGCCAUUGACAUUGAGAGGGUGCCCCCAAGGGCUGAAAUACAUUCAAGGAGGGGUGAUGGCUGAUUAGGCCUGUGUAUGUUGAAAAGAAGACUGGCAGCUUGCUUGUGCCUGACUGUCACUAAAUUAUAUAAGAGCGAGUUCUGAUUUGAGGAAAUGACAUGGCAAGGAGAACAUGGAACUUGUUCAGGAUGUACAAGAAUUAUGUCUGAAUUUUCUUAAAGGCGGAUGAUUGGAAAUUUCUAGAAAGGUGAUCUUGUUAUUAAAUUUAGAGACAAAAUGAAUGAAGGAGACAGUGUAGAAGCUGUGUAGACCUUGUUUGGAAUGUUUCAGAAGGCAGCCAGAUUGUUUUUGAAGGGCAAUUUUUGGAACGUAAAUGGGAAGCAGGUUUGAUUGAUUUGUAUGGUUCUCAAAUGACUGUCAUCCUUGAACAACCAUUGACUGGAAUUGAAGAAUGGAAGUGCAUUUUAGUCAGCUAAGUCUUAGUA
Molecule: messenger RNA, 4824 nt
Organism: Lingula anatina
Lineage: Eukaryota; Metazoa; Brachiopoda; Lingulata; Lingulida; Lingulidae
Product: voltage-gated inwardly rectifying potassium channel KCNH6
Biological process (GO): regulation of membrane potential; potassium ion transmembrane transport
Cellular component (GO): plasma membrane
Molecular function (GO): inward rectifier potassium channel activity
Source: RefSeq, a predicted model, not a curated record